AUGGCGUCUCUCGAAGCCAAUGAGCAUCAGGACGUGUUGCUUUCGCCGCUUCCCCGCUCAGAGACAGACGUGUCCCACAACUACUCCUUGCUAGACUACUAUGGCUUGGACGGCUUUGAUGUUCAGGACCAGAAGAGUGAAACUUCAUAUGUCAAGGUUCUGAAGGACGUUCCGGCCCAGGAGGAAAACGGAGACAUAUUUCCGCAGCCAGUGGAGGUUCAGCAGGAAGAGCCCGUGAAGGAGGUUCAGCUGAAACCGUCCAAACUGCCGCUUAUAUCCUUUAAACCGGUGGUGCUGGAGAUAGACAAGAACACCUUAUUGCAUAGCGACUUCGACAUGUACGGAUUCAAGAAGGACCUGUCGUUUUUCGACUCCUCGAAGGAGCAGUACAACCUGUGGUUUGGCGACUACGCCGACCAGCUAGCCCAGCAGAAGAAGAAGUGGCAGGUUCUACUCAAGAACAACGGAUUGGGCUAUUCCUCGGAAAGCCCCAGCAGAUUUCCUCCCAAAAGCGAUAAGGCCAAGAAGCUCGUGAGGAAGGGAAUUCCGCCCGAGUGGCGAGGCGAGGCAUGGUUCUUCUACGCUGGAGGCCCAGAACGACUCCACAAAAACGUCGGUGUCUACGAGAAGAUCGUCGCCGACACUGAGGGAGUCACCAACAAGGACACGGAAGUCAUUGAGCGGGAUCUCAACAGAACGUUUCCCGACAACAUAUACUACAACCUGCUGAUCUUGCAGAGCGAAAAGGUGGAGACCGAACGGAUCCAAUCAUUGCGCCGUGUACUUACUGCAUUUGCUCAUUACCAGCCACAAAUCGGCUACUGCCAGUCUCUCAAUUUUUUGGCAGGUCUCUUGCUUUUGUUCAUGAACGAGGAGCGGUCCUUCUGGAUGCUUGUGAUCAUGACGGAGCGGAUCCUCCCCAAAGUGCAUUCAGCCAAUCUCGAAGGCGUCCACACCGAUCAAGGUGUCUUGAUGCUUUGUGUUAAAGAGUACAUCCCACGGCUAUGGCAAAUUAUAGGCAAGAACUUCGAAGGAGCCGUGCUCUCAGACGAUAAGAUCUUGACCCGUUUGCCGCCGGUGACGCUUGUCACCUCCUCCUGGUUCAUGUCUGUAUUUAUUGGCGUUUUGCCCAUAGAGUCCGUGCUCAGAAUCUGGGACAUUCUCUGGUACGAAGGCUCCAAGACCAUCUUUCGCAUCUCCCUCACGGUAUUCCGUCUCUGUCUCGACCAUCCCCAGUUUCUGGGUGAAGAGAAACGAGGCGAUACGCUGGAACUGGACCAGAUCGAGCUUUUCCAAUUCAUGCAGAGCUUCCCGAAAUCCAUCACUGAUCCAAAUCUUCUCAUUGACAAGUGCUUCAAGAAAAUCGGCGGCUACGGUUUUGGCUUUUUAUCGCAAGACGAAAUCAACAAAUGCCGUGAGUUUGUCGCUCAGCAGCGCAGCAAGCUCCGCAACAAGGCGAUGGUGACGGCCGAAAUGAGCGACAUGGAGCGGGAGGCACUCAAAAUACCCGACACCUCUGAGAUUCACGACGUCUACGGUUUCCAUAAAUCCGUCAUGAACGGUGUGGCAUGGAACAAGCAUCUCAGCAGCAAGAUGAAGAGCAAGUUCCGGAAGCACCGUGGAUAG
Messenger RNA from Candidozyma duobushaemuli, 1626 nucleotides. Its product is annotated as Rab GTPase-activating protein. Lineage: Eukaryota; Fungi; Ascomycota; Pichiomycetes; Serinales; Metschnikowiaceae. The transcript has a single exon. The record is from RefSeq and is a predicted model, not a curated record. The coding region runs from base 1 to 1626 and encodes 541 amino acids.